AAUGUGUAAACAUUGGAGACCGCAGGGCAGGUUCAAGUUAAGCUGCAAGUCAUGGGCGAUACACCACGUUAAACUAUUGACAUUACAACAAUAUACAACGUUGUAACGUUUCUGCACAGCCACGAGGUGGCAGGAAGUGGAAAGAAAAACCUGGAAGUUCAAAGGGUUCGUGCGCAGUGUGGGAAUGGGUUGCAUUCCUUGCUGGUCCGAAUGGAGAAUAAAGGGAGCGACGAGGUGGAAACAUUGAAGACAAAGUUCUUGUCUGCGUGGCACAAUGUGAAAUACAGUUGGGCUCUGAAAUCAAAGACCUCCUUCAGUAGAAAUUCCCCGGUGCUUCUCCUCGGAAAAUGUUACCAUUUUAAGGUCGAAGAUGACGACAGUGUUACAGAAGCUUGCUAUGAAGGCUCCAAUGAAGACUCGGUCAUGGGGAACGCCGAGGCUUUCCGCAAGGAUUUUGCGUCCCGAGUGUGGCUCACCUACAGGGAGGAGCUGCCUCCUCUGCCCAGCUCCACCCUGACCUCUGACUGCGGCUGGGGCUGCAUGCUGAGAGCCGGGCAGAUGAUGCUGGCUCAGGCACUUAUUCUGCACUUCUUGGGCAGAGACUGGACCUGGUCGGAGGCGAUGACGCUCCAGCCUUUGGACACAGAGACGUGGACUACCACUGCAGCCAAGCGUCUGGUGGCCUCUCUGCAAGGUUCCCCCAGGCCCUCCGAUCAAGGAUCACCGCCCAUGCACCAGGCCCAGGCCCGGGGAUCCGCAGAGGAGGCAGAUGCACAUUUGAAAGAGAUGUACCACCGCACUCUGGUGUCCUGGUUCGGGGACAGCCCCUCGGCUCACUUGGGCCUCCACAGGCUGGUUCGCAUGGGUCUGACGAUGGGGAAACAGGCAGGGGACUGGUAUGGGCCUGCUGUGGUGGCACACAUCCUCAAGAAGGCUGUCGAGGAGGCGACGGACCCUGGCUUGGCGGGUAUAACCGCUUAUGUCUCCCAGGACUGCACAGUGUACAGUGCUGAUGUCAUCGAUAGCCACAGGGCACCAAGAGCUGGGCAGGUCUCCGCUGAGAGAUCCGACGCCCCUCCAUCCCAACACAGCGACCAACCAGUGUCGGCCUCCGCCCUGUCGGACAGCCGAGCUGUCAUCAUCCUCAUCCCUGUGCGGCUGGGAGGGGAGAAGACAAAUCCGGACUAUUUUAACUUUGCAAAGAGCAUACUGAGUCUGGAGUACUGCAUUGGCAUCAUCGGAGGGAAGCCCAAACAGGCCUGCUACUUUGUAGGAUUUCAAGAUGACAGCUUGAUUUACAUGGACCCUCAUUACUGUCAGUCUUUUGUGGAUGUCAGCACCAGCGAUUUCCCUCUCCAGUCAUAUCAUUGCCCCUCACCAAAGAAGAUGCCUUUCAGCAAGAUGGACCCGAGCUGCACCAUCGGUUUCUACUCUAGAAGUGCUCAAGACUAUGAGAGAAUCAGCCAGGAGCUGUCUAAGGUGCUGCAGCCGUCAGCAAGGGACAAAUACCCCGCGUUCACUUUCAUGCAAGGUCAUGGCAGAGAUUACGACCUGUCUGCAGGCCUGACCCCGGAGAAGAGAGAAUGGCCCUUCAUCCGUGACCCGCGCAGGACGGCCACCACGACCGGGGACUUUGUGCUGCUUUGACGGCGCUGUUUAAAGGACUACUGACGGGGAACUUCUUCUUUUAAUGAAUCGUCCUGCUGAUAUCCAAAGCCUCGUGUCUGAGCCUGUUGUGACACCGAAGGUUAUGGAACUUUCUAAAAGUAGAGUAACUUGGUGAACACGACCUGGAAACUUAUUAUGGUAUUUGUUGCCUGUAAAUGUGAGCUUGCUGAACAUUUAGUCAGGAAGCUUCUGGUCCUCUGCUUAAUUCAAUGACUUAAGAUGUUUUGCAUCGUCAUCUGUAGAAGAGGAAUACUCUUCAUUUUGCACCAUGUACUUGUUAUAUGAGCUUGAGGCAAGCUGUUGAAAGCGGUUAUAUCAACGCGUCCACUUUUGUGAGAUAUUGGGGUCGAAAUGCUUUACACGGUGCAUAAUGUUGAAGAAGUCUCAAUGGCUUAUAAUGUCCAUAAGGUCCAGUUCAGCACGACACCACAUCAACGUAAUGGUGUCAUAUGGUGUUGGUCCACUUCAAAAUCCUUUCACGGGGAUACAUCUGCAGUAUUUAGAGAAACAUUUCUGUGUUUAGCACUGAGCUAAGAGGAGUAUUGUAAAAGCUAUAUAAGCAAUAUGGGCCAAGGGCUCUUGAUGGUGCCAAGUAAGUUUUCCAAAUUACCUGUUACAAUAUAAUAUUUAAAAUAUGUUAAAGUAUUUAACAUAUUAUUCUAACACACAUUGAAGUGAAAACAUAAAAUUGAUUUAGGGAAUUGGAAAAUAUGUCGUCAUCAGAGAGACAGACAUACUAGGAUCAACUUUCCAAAUCAAUAUUGUGUGCAAUUAACACAUUUGGCCAAUUAUUUAAUUUUUAUCAUUUCAAACCUUCACUUUUGUAAUGCAAUAAGUAAUAAAAAAUUGUUUUUCUAACAUUUAA
This is a messenger RNA of Cyclopterus lumpus (lumpfish), 2533 nucleotides long. RefSeq names its product autophagy related 4C, cysteine peptidase (gene atg4c). NCBI's taxonomy places the organism in Eukaryota, Metazoa, Chordata, Actinopteri, Perciformes, Cyclopteridae. The record is from RefSeq and is a predicted model, not a curated record. Gene Ontology annotation, molecular function: protein-phosphatidylethanolamide deconjugating activity. The transcript is spliced from 11 exons. The coding region runs from base 211 to 1647 and encodes 478 amino acids.